CCUCUGGAGCAGAACUCCUGAGGCUGAGGACGGAGCUCCAUGGCCCAGCCGAGCCCGUGCCGGCUCCUUUCGGCUCCGCUGCAAUUCCUGCACUUCCCAGUCAGCAGAGGCUCUGUGGGAUCCUUCUCCUCAGGAACCUGCCCAGGAACCUGCCCCUGUGCCCCUCAGCUGGUGUAUCCCCACGACUUCCGGCUCACCGAGAAGGAGAAAACGAGCAUUUGCUACCUGUCCUUCCCAGACUCCUACUCAGGUGGCCUCGGGGACACCCAGUUCAGCUUCCGGCUGCGCCAGGCGGGGGGGCCCCGCAGUUCCCCGUUCCAGGAUGACGGGAGGUACAACCGGGAGGCCCCGCUGAUGCUGCAGCGAGAGGCCGCUCACUAUUUCGGGUACGUGUACUUCCGGCAGGUCAAGGACAGCUCCAUGAGGAGGGGCUACUUCCAGAAGUCCCUGGUGCUCGUGUCCCGCCUUCCCUACGUGAACCUGUUCCAGUGCCUGCUGCAGCUCAUUGCUCCGGAAUACUUCGACAAGCUGGAGCCCUGCCUGGAGGCAGUGUGCAACGAGAUCGACCAGUGGCCCCCGCCGGUGCCAGGCCAGACCCUGAACUUGCCCGUGAUGGGAGUUGUCAUCCAGGUGAGGAUCCCGUCCCGGGUGGACAAGCCAGGCUCCAGCCCCGUGAAGCAGUGCAACCAGGAGAAUCUGUUGCCAGCCCCCCUGGUUCUCCCCAGUGUUCAUGAACUGGAUCUGUUCAGGUGCUUCCAGCCGGUGCUGAUCCAUAUCCAGAUGCUGUGGGAGCUGAUGCUGCUGGGGGAGCCCAUGGUGGUGAUGGCACCGUCCCCAACCAUGUCCUCAGAGAUGGUCCUGGCCCUCACCAGCUGCCUGGCCCCGCUGCGCUACUGCUGCGACUUCCGGCCCUACUUCACCAUCCACGACAGCGAGUUCAAGGAAUACACCACCCGCACCCAGGCCCCGCCCAAUAUCGUCGUGGGCGUCACCAACCCCUUCUUCAUCAAGACCCUGCAGCACUGGCCGCACAUCCUGCGGGUGGGAGAGCUGCGGAUGUCGGGUGACCUGCCCAAGCAGGUGAAGGUGAAGAAACUGGCCAAGCUGAAAACCCUGGACACCAAACCAGGAAUCUACACUUCCUAUAAAACAUUCCUUCACAAAGACAAAACCCUGAUAAAAAGGCUACUAAAGGGCAUCCAGCGGAAGCGCCCGUCGGAGGUGCAGAGCGCUCUGCUGAGGAGGCACCUCCUGGAGCUCACCCAGAGCUUCAUCAUCCCCCUGGAGCAUUACAUGGCCAGCCUGAUGCCUCUGCAGAGGGCCAUCACUCCGUGGAAGAACCCGCCCCAGAUCCGCCCGUUCUGCCAGGAGGAUUUCAUGAAGAGCCUGGAGCACGCGGGCCCCCAGCUCACCUGUGUGCUCAAGGGGGACUGGCUGGGGCUCUACAGGAGAUUCUUCAAGUCGCCCAAUUUCGACGGUUGGUUCCGGCAGCGGCACCGGGAGAUGACCCAGAAGCUCGAGGCCCUGCACCUGGAGGCCAUCUGUGAGGCGGACAUCGUGGCCUGGAUGAAGGACAAGUCUGAGGUGGAGAUCGUGGACCUGGUGCUGAAGCUUCGGGAGAAGCUGGUGAGGGCCCGGUGCCAGCACCUGCCCGUCAAGGAGGAGACCCUGCAGAGGGUGAGUCUCUACAUCGACACCAUCAUCGGCUCCCUGCCCGAGGACCUGCAGGCCGUGCUGCACCACCCCUGAGCCUGGCAGGGCUCCUGGAGCGGGAGAACCUUCCCGGCCGCUCCCAGCCCGCCGGGGCAGCUGCGGCGGCGUUCGGAGAGGAGCUCCUGCCCCGAUCCAGCCGGGAUCGCACCUGGGGCCGCUUGGAGCGCGCGGGGCGGAGCCGGGCGCUGCUCCCGGAGCUGGGCCGGGGCUGGCCCCGGGAGUUGUCCCCUGGUGGCCGCCAGCAGGGCAGGAGUGACCCCAGGGCUCCGGGCGUGCGGGGCCCGCUCGGACACUUCAACCACGCUUGGAUCCUCGGCAUUCCCACGGCCCCAUCCCGCCCGGGAGAAGCAGGAGUAACCCUGGGGGGGCUGUGCUCAGGACAGCUCCCGAGGAGGAUGAGGAGGUGACAACAUCGUCCCUGUCCCUGGACAGCCGGUGGGAGCGGGAGGAGGAAUUGCUGGACAUGGAAUGCUGCUCUGUUUCUCCAGGGCAGAGCCAGAGGAGGGGCUGGAGCAUCCGCAGGGAUCAGAGCUCCCGGAGUGCCUGGGAACGGCUGCUGGGAGGAGCUGGCCCCCAAUCCCAUUUAUCCUGCUUGGAAACCCAGCCCGAGCUCCAGGGGCACAGCGGGGCCGGGGCUGUGCCCGAGGCACUGCGAGAGCUCCUGGCAGCCCCUUCCCAAUAAAACCCGGAGAAGCUGAUCCCCGCAGCCUGUGCCGAGCAGGAACGGGCCCUGCUGCUCUGCCCCUGCUCCAGAGGCGGCUCCUGUGCCUGGGACCCCCUUCCUGCCUCGGGAAUGGAUCCGCUGGGACCAGGGCAUUGCUGCUCGCAGACUGCACUGCACCACCCGGGGGUCCACCCAGGGACGGAAUUUUAGCCUAAAAAAAGGGUUUGGGAGGGAUGCAGGAGCCUGGAGGGGUCGAACCCAGCACCUCUGCACGGGGCAGGAUUGUGGGAUUGCUCCUGCCCUGAGCUGGAGCAGCUCCCAGUGCUCCCAGUGGAAGCUGCGCCGUUUCCAUCACUCCCUGCCCAUUCUCGGGGCUGGGAAGGGGAUGGGGGGCUCAGAGGGGGCUGAACUCUUCCCAAAUUUCCCCUCUGGAGCCAGGCAGGAACAGCAGGAGGCCGCUGGGUCUCCCAGCCUCGCUGGAGUAAGGAAUUCUGUGCAAUAUCCUUAGGGAUGGUGUAAAUCCUGUACGUGUUCCGUGUGUGUCCGUGCAGGCCCCAAACCCUCCUGCACAGUAGGAAAUCUUAGCUUAAAAAAAACCCCUGGAGCCAAA
Corvus hawaiiensis (hawaiian crow) is the source of this 2987-nucleotide messenger RNA. It is a transcript of the gene DENND6B, whose product is annotated as DENN domain containing 6B. The coding region runs from base 40 to 1749 and encodes 569 amino acids. Gene Ontology annotation, molecular function: guanyl-nucleotide exchange factor activity. Gene Ontology annotation, cellular component: recycling endosome. The record is from RefSeq and is a predicted model, not a curated record. Lineage: Eukaryota; Metazoa; Chordata; Aves; Passeriformes; Corvidae. The transcript has 20 exons.